GACUAUGUCAGACCUGUGGUCUUCACUAGCCCUUGCCAUUGAUCCGAAACAGACUCAAGCCAUGCCGGCCGUCUUACAAUCAACCAUUCAUCUCUUGGAGAGUGAGUUGGUCAAGGCCCGUGCUGCUCUUCAGGAAAUCCAGCCCAAUGCCUCUCCAUUCGGCUUCUUGGGUGAUGAAGUUGCCGUUGGAGCCAUGGCCGCCUACAGACAAGAUCUGAUCGGCCGCGCCCCCGAUUUCUACGGUGCACGGCGUUUGACCCGCAAGGAAUUGGGUCUGGAACCUGUCGUUCGGGCUCUACCCUCCGAGCGGGUGAUAUCCAAGCCGGUACCUGCACCCCGUCCAACGUCGUUGGAGGAUAUCCUGAGCAACAGCUUGGUCCUGGACCAAAUGGCACCUCAUCUGUCGGUGCCAUCACUAAUGGCGUUGAGCGCCACCUCCCGCCAUCUACACACUGUUAUCACGCAGACUCCAUACGUGUUCCGGCAUCUCGAUCUGACCCGGUGUCAAGGUUCCCAGCUUCCGUCGGUGUCACAGGAGCAGAACGAUACUCAAACCGAAGAUGAGAUUUAUGCGGCCCCGUUGAACCGUAUCUUCAAGAGCUUGGAGCGCAGGAACAUACUCCAAGAUGUGCGCACCCUAAUUCUGGAUGGCUUGUCUGUGCCCGCGGAUCUGGUGGCCGAUAUCAUAUUGACAGAUCGGUUUAAUGUCAACAUUCUCUCCAUUCGGGAGUGUCGCCAUCUGAACGAACGCAAGCUCAUGCAGGUGAUUCAGCAUGCCGUUCGACCCACUCGCCCUGCCGGUACCCCUCGAGUGAAGGGUAUCUAUCAUUUCUCGCCAAUGAGUGAAGCCUCUCAAGCGGUGGCACGUCCCAAAUACCGUGAUUGGUGGUCCACUCGCGUUCAAACCUCACGAAGCCCUAGCCAGACGCCAUCCAGUUCGGAAGAGACAACACCAAAGAAGGGUCAGAAUGAAUGGUACAGUCCUUCCGGAAAACUCUUCAAGCAUAGUCUCGAGGAAGGCUGGGCUCAAGUCCUCCAGAAAUGUGAGGGAAUUAUCGCCUUUGAUGCCACAUUGUGUCGGGGUCCACGGCAUAACCCGCAGCAGGAUAAUUCGGUCCCAUUCCUUGGACCCGCAGUAGCCACCGUGGCUCUCGGCCCCCGCGGAUGUGAUGGGUGCCACAGUUCCCCCGAGGGUCCGGCCAUCUGGGGCCAGUCCCCGGACGUUCAAUUCCCCAUGCUGAGCCCCCCGCCGCUGCAUGUGUCGAGUGUGGCGGCAGCGAAGCGGCCCGAGUUGAUUCCGGGAGAGCAUCCAGUUCUGGUUGCUCGCUGUGCGGACUGCCUCACCAACCGAUGGUGUCACCGAUGCAACAAAUGGUUCUGUGGGAAUUGUCUCCCCAACCCGCAACAGGUGCGCGUCAAUUUGUCGCCACACCAAACUGCCCAUGCCACAUCCACCGAAGCUGCUGAGCGCGAGAGAUUGGAACGUGGUGUAAGUAAAGAUUGCUGGGAGUGUGGCCCAACCUGUGUUUCCUGUAAAAUGGAGUGCCAACACACCUGUCAAGGAUGUCAGGGCGACUAUUGUAUCCAACAUAAUGAGGGAUGCUCUAAAACACUGUGUGAUUGGUGUAAUACCAGUUCUCGCGGUCGAAUGCGUGGCAACUUCUAG
Molecule: messenger RNA, 1666 nt
Organism: Penicillium brevicompactum
Lineage: Eukaryota; Fungi; Ascomycota; Eurotiomycetes; Eurotiales; Aspergillaceae
Exons: 4
Coding region: 5-1666 (553 amino acids)
Source: RefSeq, a predicted model, not a curated record